Molecule: messenger RNA, 2406 nt
Organism: Akanthomyces muscarius
Lineage: Eukaryota; Fungi; Ascomycota; Sordariomycetes; Hypocreales; Cordycipitaceae
Exons: 1
Coding region: 1-2406 (801 amino acids)
Biological process (GO): DNA-templated transcription; positive regulation of transcription from RNA polymerase II promoter by galactose
Cellular component (GO): nucleus
Molecular function (GO): DNA-binding transcription factor activity, RNA polymerase II-specific; zinc ion binding; RNA polymerase II cis-regulatory region sequence-specific DNA binding
Source: RefSeq, a predicted model, not a curated record
AUGGACGACACAGCAGGCGGCAAUUCGCCACGCUACGUCCGUAGCCGUGUCAGCAACGCCUGUGACGGCUGCAAGGCGCGCAAAGUAAAAUGCGACGGCAAACUUCCUUGCGGAUACUGCGCAGGCCGGCGGCGCGGCGAUAGCUGUCACUACUCGGCACAGCGGCGCCGACGGAAUGCCGCGCACGGCGCUCACGGCACGACAACGCCGCCCGGAACUAUCGGCGCAGGCACAGCGUCGCCGACGCCUGAUGUACAACAACGACCGCUUCCAAGUGCUGAAAGCCGGCAAUUGCAGGGUGAAGAAGACCACCACGGGGAGACGGCGAGCGCGCGGAUCCCGGCCGGGGCGCGCAAUCGAGGCCAGGGUUAUGCCCGACGCCAGACAGCGACUGCAGAAGCAAACCAGAGUUUGGCGAGUAAAGGUGCUGAACGGCGGCGGCGGAACAGCGGAGCAAUACGGAACCAGCCCACCGAGGCUGCCGAGGACGAUACAGACGUUCCGCGCGAGGCACGACUCUUGCGCGACGCGCACGGCAAGCUCAUCUUCAUCGGCGAUUGCGCGCCGCUGUCCUUUUUCCAGUCUGUCCGGCAGGUAGUGACCAGCCGCGUGAGCCAGCACGCAUUUGCGCCGCAGACCAGCCGUUAUUCCGUCUUGGAAAAUGCACCCGCGCAUCCGCCCCGACGCGGUGGCGGGGUCUCGGAGCCGACAUCCAACGGCGCGCCGACGGUGCACCCGGGCGACGUGGCCGCCGCCGUCUCCGCGUACCUGUCCACCACGACGGGCAUGAUUGACCUGUUCCACGACCGCGCGACGCUGCUCGACGACCUGCUCCUCUGGUCCGAGGGCCAGCCGCACCGGCGGCCGCAGGACGGCGCCUCGACCAUCAAGUACCUCGUGCUGGCGAUUGGGCGUCUGACGGACGACGAGGCGCUGGCGCAGGAGUACUUUGAGCACGCCAGGAGCCGGGCGUACGUCGACAUGAGCGGCGACCUGAGCGCCGAGACGGUGCAGGCCUUUGUGCUCAUCACUGUGUACAUGCUGUGCUCGUGCCAGAUCAACGGCGCGUUCCUCUUCUUCGGCGUCGCGGCGCGCGCGGCCUACUCGAUCGGCGUGCACCGCACCGAGGUGAAUGCGCGCUUCGGCGAGGCGGUGCACCGCCAGCGCGACAACCUGUGGAAGAGCCUGCGCGCCGUGGACCUCUUCCUCAGCACGUCCAUGGGCCGCCCGCCGGCGACGUCGGACAUUGACUGCACCGUGUCGUACCGCGCGCUUGACGACGACGGCCACGAGGUUCUGGAUCUGCUGAAUGCGUCGGUGCAGAUUUUACUCAUUACCGAGACGAUUGUCGUGGAGAUUUACUCGCGGCGCAAAAUCUCGCUGCAGCUGACCGAGGGCAUCUCGCUGCAGCUGCGCGGCUGGUCGGACCGCUGGCUGCAGCCGCUCAAGGACGUCGUCGCGACCGACGAUGAGGCGCAGGUCAGCGGCGCGUGUCAGGUUCUCUCUACGUAUUACUACGCCGUCAUGCUGGUCUCGCGGCCGUUUCUCAUGUACGAGCUGUAUCGGAGACUGUCGGCGGACGCGCCUGCGCCGCCGCACGGCGCCGCCACGCUGUCGUCGGGAAAGACGAAGCUGGCGGAUGCCUGCAUCGACGCGGCCAGCUUAAUGGUCGACCCGGUGCUGGACCUGAUGGAGCGAGGCCUGCUGCACCACCGGGCCCCGUUGCUGGUGUCGUGGCUGUUUGCCGCGUCGCUGGUCCUCGGCGUCGGCCUGCUGGGCGGGUUCGGCCGGAUCCUGGAAAAGUACGCGCGCAUGUCGAUCCAGACGCUGGACCACUUUGCGCAAACGGACGGGCACGCGGCGCAGUACAGCCUCAUCGCGCAGUCGCUCCUCACGACCGCCCUGGAGGACCUGGAGAGGCGGGAGCUGCAGGAGCGCACGAGACGAACGGAGAGCUCGAGUCAGCUGUUUGGCCUGAUGCCGCACGAUGGUGCCCGUGUGUCGAUGGGUGGUACUGGCGGUGCCGGCGGGAGCGGAAGCAACUCGCCGAGGGAAGCUGCUGGCCCUCGAGCAGCUGCGCUUCGGACACCGGCAACGACGACGACGGGACGAGGAGCACCAGCCCCCGGCUUGACACCAGCAUCGAACAGGGCGGAGAGCGGUACACUGCGGAGUCAUCCAGCUGUAGCAUCGCCAAUGGCGUGGCAAGCACGCCGCGAUAGUGCUGCCGUUCCGACCCCUCGCAUCGGGGACAUUGACUCGGCGUUUCUCGGGCUGUCAGAGUCCAUGUACACACCCGACGCGGACUACUGGAGCAACUCCUUUGGCGUCAACGAAGACGAUGCGGUGAAUCUGUUUCCGCUAUUGGAUGCAGGCGGCGGCAUUGACCUUGCGCAUUACUUCUAA